Messenger RNA from Cyprinodon variegatus (sheepshead minnow), 731 nucleotides. RefSeq names its product C-type lectin domain family 7 member A-like. The transcript is spliced from 7 exons. The record is from RefSeq and is a predicted model, not a curated record. Bases 155 to 721 code for a protein of 188 amino acids. NCBI's taxonomy places the organism in Eukaryota, Metazoa, Chordata, Actinopteri, Cyprinodontiformes, Cyprinodontidae.
AGAAAACGCUGUAAAUAGACAAGGCGAAGAUCAUCUUUAUAAACGGACGCAAUAAAGGAGACCUCAACAUAUAUUUUGGCUAAAAAAUACUAAAAGACUAUCUAACGCCUUUAAUAUUCCACCAGAAUUGUCAUCUGUGGAAAGUGUCCCCAUCAUGAGACAUCCGGAGGGCUGUGAGGAAGCUGAAGCAGCUGCCUCUCAACAUGAAAACCCAACCAGAACCUCCAAGCUGCCAUCAGUGAGAGUCGUCCUGCUGGUUCUGGGCUCUCUGCUGGCUGCUGCUCUCAUCAUCAUCUACAGACUCUCUGUUGUUUGGAUGAGCAAUCGAGAUGUUCAGAUCCUGAAAGAGGAGAAUGAAGAUCUGAGGACUUUUUUCUCAGGUGGUGAUGACAUCAGUCUUGCCGGUGCUUCAGGAGAAGGAGAGAAUCUGGAAGAAGAGCUGACACCUCCUGAGUGUGAAGCAGGCUGGGAGCUACAUGGAGGAAACUGUUAUUAUUUCUCCAACUAUAAGUCCUCCUGGACUGAGAGCAGAGAUUCCUGCAGAGGUCAGGGAGGAGACCUGGUGAAGAUCGACAGCAGAGAGGAGCAGAUGUUUCUGGUAGGAAGACUGAACAACUUGAUUGUGGAUGAAUCAGACAAGUUCUGGAUUGGACUGACAAAAGCUGAAAUAUACAACUGGUUCUGGGUGGAUGGAUCUACGUUAGAUGAAAGGUUUGACUGAUUAAAAGGCU